Meriones unguiculatus (Mongolian gerbil) is the source of this 2972-nucleotide messenger RNA. RefSeq names its product keratin 39 (gene Krt39). The transcript has 7 exons. Gene Ontology annotation, molecular function: structural molecule activity. The coding region runs from base 210 to 1628 and encodes 472 amino acids. The record is from RefSeq and is a predicted model, not a curated record. NCBI's taxonomy places the organism in Eukaryota, Metazoa, Chordata, Mammalia, Rodentia, Muridae.
AUGAGAUGUUCCUGUGGGAUUCGAUAUAAACAUUAGAAAGGAAAACACCCCGCCUCUUGUGUCACCACCUGGAAGGAAGGCUAUAUAAGCACUUCAAAGAAGAAAAGCCACUGGCUUGGCAUUGACGCUCAGUUGAGGGUGCUUCGGGUGGUGACCACAGACUCUGAAGCUGGACAUACACAGUGGAUACCAAGGGCUCUACAGUGACUAUGUCUUCUUCAACCCCACCCCAAAACUGCUCUGGGAAUACAAAUAUGAAGGCCAACACUUCUAACAUUAGCUGUUGUCAUGAUGGUCAAUCAACUGGCCACGCUCUACGAACUCCCCAGGGCCAGGGCUGUCGACCCAGCCCUUGCCUUUAUCGCACCCCUCACUACGUGUUAAGAACCUACAACUUCCAUCCCUGUCUGGAUGACUGCAGCUGGUGCAGUGAAGGCAUCAACAGCCAUGAGAAAGAGACCAUGCAGAUUCUGAACCAACGCCUUGCGAACUACCUGGAAAAGGUGCAGAGGCUGGAAAGAGAGAACGCGGAGCUGGAGGGUAAAAUCCAGGAGGAGCACAACAAGGCCCUCCCUGUCCUGUGUGCAGACUACCUGUCCUACUACACCACCAUUGAGGAGCUGCAGCAGAAGAUCUUGUGUACCAAGGCUGAGAAUUCCAGACUGGUCUCACAAAUUGACAACACCAAACUGGCCGCAGAUGACUUGAGAGCCAACUAUGAAGCUGAGCUAUCCCUACGCCAGCUCGUGGAAGCCGACACCAAUGGCCUGAAGCAGAUCCUGGAUGGGCUGACUCUGAGCAAGGCUGACCUGGAGGUGCAAGUCCGAUCUCUGACGGAGGAACUUCUGUGCCUCAAGAAGAACCAUGAGGAGGAAAUCAAUUCCUUACAGUGCCAACUCGGGGACAGAAUCAACAUUGAAGUAACGGCUGCCCCUUCUGUUGACCUAAAUCAAAUUCUACAAGAAAUGAGAUGUCAGUAUGAGUCUAUCAUGGAGACAAACCGUAAAGAUGUAGAACAAUGGUUCAAUACACAGAUGGAGGAACUGAAUCAACAAGUAAUAAGCAGCUCUCAACAGCAGCAAUGCUGCCAGAAGGACAUCGUAGAACUGAGGCGCACCAUGAGUACCCUCAAGAUUGAGCUGCAGGCUCAGCACCGAAUGAGAGACUCCCAGGAGUGCAUCCUAGCAGAGACGGGGGCCCGCUACAGCACCCUGCUGGCCCAGAUCCAGAAUCUGAUCCAUAACCUGGAGGCUCAGGUGGCAGACAUCCGGGCUGCCCUGGAAAGACAGAACCAGGAAUAUGAAGUGCUGCUGGACAUCAAGUCCCGCCUGGAGUCUGAGAUUGUCACCUACCGCAGCCUUUUGGAGAGCUUGGAUGGCAGACUUCCCUGUAACCCGUGUGCCACCAAACGGGAGUCAUCCUGCCAGGCCAGAGCUGUGGAGUGUUUGGCCCCGGUUUGUACAUCUACAUCACUGCCUGGGGUUCCCAAGCCCUGCCGUGCCUCUGAACCCCCAUCCUGGAUACUGGUUAAAAUAUGCACCAUCACCAAGGAGAUCAAGGACGGGAAGGUCAUUUCUUCUUAUGAGCAUGUGCAGCCUUGCUACAUCACCAGACCUGCCAGAGUCUAGCCUCCCAAGGUGAUGAGAAUGACCCACAUUCAUGAAAGAGAGGCCAGUGUAUGCUCCAGCCAGAAAGGUUUAAGGAACCCCCCAGUCCCUUAAGGUACCCAGUUUCUUACUACUACAGUGGGGCCCCAUCUUUUAUUCUUCUCCUCCCCUUAGUUACUGCUACCAACACAAUAAUGUCACAUUUCUCUGGAAGGACAUUCUGUAUUGUCACAAGGAUGGGUGCUGAUUAGCGAGUGCCUACGUUGCUUGCUAAGCCAGAUGAAGGACAAGCAGGUUUCCCUCGUGUUUGCUCAAGCCUUGUUUAUCUCCUCCAUAGAGCCAGUCAGACAAGUUCUGGGAUUGAUUUUGGCAAUCGGCACGUGAAGGCAAAAAGCCACAGCCUUGCCUUCUGAAUGCCUUCUUUGGAUAUAGAAUAAAGCCAGCACGGGAACAAAAUAAAUAAGGAAGACUCAGAUGCCUAGUUCCCAGGGAUGAAGCAAUGACAAGCCUGGAUCCUCCUGACCUUUGCUACCUCAACCAAUUAUAUAUCUAUACCAGUAUAUUUUCCCUUCAUCAAAAAACAAUUGUGGGAACUUUCUCCAUGCUCUGUAUUCUCCCCCCCCCCCCCAUCUACCCUUAUUUUCAUGUUUUAUUUUCAGGCUGGGUCUUACUGAAUUUCCAAGGCUUACCCUGAACUCAUUCUGUAUCUCAGCUGAGUCUUAAAUUUGUUAUCCUCCUGCCUCAGCCUCCUGAGUAUUUGGGAUUAUAGGCCUAUCCCAUUACAUAUGGCAGAUAUCCACAGUCUCUGAAAUUUGGGGAACCGCAAGGUUCUUCUCCAAAUGUUUCCUUUAAGAAUCAGGAUUAGUUGUGUGGGAUGCAUUUAGGGCUCUCUCUUUGGAGUCAUAUUGAAGCAGUAGCCUGAAUCCUUUCAUUAAAUGUUGGCUGUUUCUGUUUCUAUCCCUUAGGGUAUGGGAGUUUGAUCUGCUUGUUUGACAAGGGGCAUAGAGCUGGAUUUCUCAAGACAUAAGACUCGAUGGGUGACAAUGACAAAAUAGCUUAGAUUCCUGCUUCAGUCUAUCCAUCAGGAGAGAGAUGGAAUUAAAAUCCCCAAAUGUUCCAAAAGAGCAUUAGUGAGUAAUUUCUGCUUUCAAGCAAGAGGCCACUCCAAAUGCCAGAUGCUACCAUUCUAUACCAGCCAUUAUCACAACUUUUAAAGCAGGCCCACAGAAGUAGGGAAGUCAUUCUUUGGGGGGAAAAAAAAAACUAUUAGACCUUGUUAGAGGUGUUAGCAAAAAACGAAAAAACAAAAGCAAACAAACAAAAAAAAAAAACUGAAUGAAACACAAGCUGUAGACUCCAAAGACC